GAAAGACUGAUAAUCAUUGUAGAGUGAAAAUUUACUGAACGGGAGUGUCAAAUCGAAGUCGCGGAAUCAAGUCGUAAUUACGGAUACUUUCUCUUAUCAUAAACAUAUUCUACCGAAAAGUGCAGUGCUUGAGAAGGCAAAUUUUCGAUUUUCAUCAAACAUCGGUUGGAUAAAGAGAAACUAAUCACAAUGGCCACGUCAUUUACAAAUUUUUCAUACGAGCGAUUCAUGAGAAACAUGGGUCAAAAUUUGGAACCCAGCGUAAGAUACCACCUGUCCAAAGUGUACGCAUGUCUCACCGCAACAUGCGCAGCGGCUACCAUCGGAUCACUAAUCCAUCUCCAAGGAAUAUAUGAAGCUGGGUUGUUCAGUGCACUCAUCCCGCUGGGUCUAGUGUUGGGCCUAGUGUUCACACCGGAUAAUGGCAAAAACUUCAACAUGCGAUUGGGACUGUUGCUAGCUCUUGGUGCAUUCACGGGACACUCAAUGGGCAUAAUGUUGGAACAAGUCAUGUUCAUCAACCCAGCCAUCAUCGUUACGGCUCUUGUUGGAACAACUACCAUCUUCACCUGCUUGAGUGCAUCGGCAGUGCUGGCGAAACGUGGAAGCUACCUGUUCCUCGGAGGCAUCCUGUUUAGCACACUCAGUGCAAUGGCCCUCAUCAGCUUGGGAAAUUUGCUGUUCCGAUCCUACUUUGUACAAGAGCUCACCUUGUACAUCGGCUUGGCAGUGAUGUCCGGAUUCAUACUGUUCGAUACCCAGAUGAUCAUGGAAAAGCACCGUAUGGGUAGCAACGAUUGCAUCGCCCACGCUAUGGAUCUGUUCUACGAUGUCAUCAGCAUUUUCCGCCGUCUGUUGAUCAUUCUUACCCAGAAGGAGCAGAACAACGAACGCAAGAAGAAGAGGAACUAAACUU
Ochlerotatus camptorhynchus is the source of this 916-nucleotide messenger RNA. It is a transcript of the gene BI-1, whose product is annotated as Bax Inhibitor-1. Gene Ontology annotation, molecular function: enzyme binding. Gene Ontology annotation, cellular component: mitochondrial membrane. The transcript has 3 exons. Gene Ontology annotation, biological process: negative regulation of endoribonuclease activity; cellular response to unfolded protein; negative regulation of RNA splicing. NCBI's taxonomy places the organism in Eukaryota, Metazoa, Arthropoda, Insecta, Diptera, Culicidae. The record is from RefSeq and is a predicted model, not a curated record. Bases 190 to 912 code for a protein of 240 amino acids.